AUGCUUCGUUACAGAGCAACACGAACAUUCAGAAGACCCCAAGUAGGCGAGUCCCUCCUCAAGACCUUACACGAAAGAAGCAUCAACGAGUAUGCUCUGAAUUUUUCACCUUUUCUCUACAUGCUUCUGAACAUUCGGGAGUUUCCCCUGUUGAUGGAAUGUUUUGGUGAAGAAGACGAUGUUUAUGACGAGGUUGAAUUACAAGAUGACCUUUCUGAUGAAAUAACAGUAGAAGAAAUCUCUCGUAUAUUUAUCAGGAUGCUACAGGAUGAGGAUGAACUGGGAACUAUUUUGGAAAUCAUGGUUCGGCUGACUGCUUUUGACCUUCGAGCGGAGCGCGGGACAAGUGAGGAUGCGGAUGAAAAUGAAGAAGACGAACCAUCGGAAGAGGACCAUGCCUUGGAGAGCCAUGAUAGUACCGACUCUCACCCUGUGCUGCCAGUUGCCGGAAGAGUUGGGAGAACAUAUUCUUAUAUUCUUAAACUAUGA
Messenger RNA from Lachancea fermentati, 489 nucleotides. NCBI's taxonomy places the organism in Eukaryota, Fungi, Ascomycota, Saccharomycetes, Saccharomycetales, Saccharomycetaceae. The record is from the annotation of a GenBank genome assembly.